UAGAACCAAGUAUGCAAGUGCAUACAGCCACCUUCGUCGCUUCUUCCUUGUCGGGCAUUGCCCUUUUGUGCUCUCUUCUGGCUCUCGGCCAGAUUUUCAAUAAUGUUCAAGACUAUUGGACUGAGCUUGACACUGAGAUUACAAGCUUCAGACAAGAAACCGACGCAAUGUGGAAGGAUUUGGUUCAAAUUGGCACCAACGCCGCCACCAACCGACGUGGACGUCGUGACUCUGGAUACUCUGAGGGAGGAUAUGCCGCUUCUGGAAACACCGGUGGAAGCUAUCACCCAGGAGCCGCUCCAGCUCAUGACUUUGGAGCACAGGCUCCAGCUGGACCAGCUCCAACAGGAGGAUCUUGCCAGUGUCAAUCAGCUGCUGAGAACAAGUGCCACGCUGGACCACCAGGACCAAAGGGAUCUCCAGGAUCUCCGGGACCAAACGGAGUGCCAGGAGUCGACGGAAAGCCAGGACACGAUUCUUUGGACGUCACCCCAGAACCACAAGACACUGGACUCUGCUACUAUUGCCCAGGUGGACCACCAGGAGCUCCAGGGCCAAACGGAAGACCAGGACUUCGUGGAAUGAAGGGAGCCGAUGGAGGACUCGGUCGCACCGGACACGAUGGAAAUCCAGGACAUCCAGGAGAGAUGGGAGCUCCAGGACCACAAGGAAAGCAAGGACCAGAUGGUCGCCAAGGAGAGAAGGGAGCCGACGGACGCAAGCCAAUCGGACGUCCAGGACCAAAGGGACAACGUGGACCACAAGGAGAACAAGGACCAGUCGGAGACAACGGAAGAAACGGACCAGUUGGAGGAGCUGGACCAGCUGGACCACAAGGAGGAUCCGGAGGACCAGGAGAGAAGGGACUCGAUGGAGGACCAGGAUCCGAAGGAAAGGUCGGAAGACCAGGAAAGGAUGCCGAAUACUGCCCAUGCCCAGCUCGUGAAUCCCACGGUGGAACCGGAGGACGCGGAGGAUCAGGUGGAGCAGGCGACCACUACCAAAAAGCUUAAAUUCUCAAAAUUUGAAUUUUUCAAUAAAAAUUAUUCACA
This is a messenger RNA of Caenorhabditis elegans, 1052 nucleotides long. It is a transcript of the gene col-84, whose product is annotated as Nematode cuticle collagen N-terminal domain-containing protein. Gene Ontology annotation, molecular function: structural constituent of cuticle. The transcript has 3 exons. The coding region runs from base 12 to 1013 and encodes 333 amino acids. Lineage: Eukaryota; Metazoa; Nematoda; Chromadorea; Rhabditida; Rhabditidae. The record is from RefSeq and is marked reviewed.